Papaver somniferum (opium poppy) is the source of this 2752-nucleotide messenger RNA. RefSeq lists its product as uncharacterized. The transcript is spliced from 3 exons. The record is from RefSeq and is a predicted model, not a curated record. NCBI's taxonomy places the organism in Eukaryota, Viridiplantae, Streptophyta, Magnoliopsida, Ranunculales, Papaveraceae. The coding region runs from base 1010 to 2740 and encodes 576 amino acids.
UCAUCUCCAUGGCCAUUUCAAUCUACAGACCUGGAUCAUCUAUUUAAAAUAUAUCUAGCUAGCUAUCUAUAUAACCAAAUCACAUACAUUCACCAAGAUUAACCAAAUUAACCCUCCCAUCUUCACCAACAGUAACAAAAUCACAUUCAUAAAAUCCACUAAAUGAAUCCAAUACGGAAAGGUAUUGGAGUUUUCAAAAUCUGAAUUGGAUCACCGGUAUCUUCCUUAUUCGUGUUGAACUAGAAUCAGAAAUGGCUAUUUCUGGGCAAUUUAAGAGGCAGCAUUCCAUAUUCCAACCCGAACAGUUCGUCUAUGUAAAGAAGCUUGGAUAAAAUCCUUUGGAAGUUGUGAACUCAAGAGUUGAAGAGGAGUUCAGGAUGGAGAAACCAGUUUUAUCAGCUCAGAAAAGAAGUGAACGGAAGCUUCCCCCAGCACCAAAGGUCGCACCUUGGCUUGUUUUUCCACAUGGAAAAGAGAAAGGUAAGUUCCAUACUUUUUAUGAUAUAAGUAGUCCCACGAAGAGGAAACCUGUCAACAAAUUCAUACCAGAAUUAAGCGAAAAACAGUUUUGGCAGAAACCAUCUCAUCAAGGAUGGGUAGUCGUUCUUAUUCGCUGGGAUGAUGAUCCAAAUUAUUGUUUUCUAUGGAAUCCUGCUUCACUAGAAACUAUCAAGUUACCUAAUUUAGAUCCCUUUAUCGAACCAGAACCAAAUUUUAUCAUAGAUCGUGUCUUGUCUUCACCUCCUCAGUGUAGCAGCAGCAGCAGUGGUAGCAGUAAUAGCAUUAGCAGCAGCAACAGUGGUAGCAGUAGCAGCAGCAGCAGCAGCGAUGAUGACGGUGCGGCCGAUAAUGUAGAGAAGGACUCCAUGGUGUUUUUCCUUAUUGGAGAUGAUGGGUCUAACUUUUUUAUUUAUUGUAGUCCUGGUGAUAAAGAAUGGAGAAAACAUGUGUUUGUUGAUAUCAUUCAAACCUCGGUCAAUGUUUUUCCUUAAAAGGGAAGUUAUUUAUAAUGGGAAUGUGCGAAAGCCUGCUGGAGAUCACAAUUUCUGAUAUUGAUAGUGGUGAUGAUGAACAAGUAACCCUCAAGACAAGCGAAGUUAUUCCCACUGAUAACAAUGUUAGUGCCGUAAGAGUAGCUGGAUCAUUGGCUUAUUCUUGUCAAAGUGUUGUUAUGGAGUCUUUUGGUGAAGUUUUUAAGAUAGAUAGAUAUCACAUUCCAAGAGGUGUUUAUCGAAACUUUUUAACCAGCAUAGAUAUAGCAAAGUUGGAUUUCUCCUCAAUGGCUUGGGAGGAAGUAAGCAGUUUGGAUGACUAUGUAUUCUUUCUUGGGGACAAUAAUCAACUGUCUUGCUUGGCUCAGAGUUGGGUCUUCCCAGGGGUUGUGUAUUUUACACAGGAUGGCGAAAUAAGCUUGUACAAGUAUGAUUUGGAAGAUAAAAGUGUCUCACAUUGUUUACCAUGUCCUGAUAUACCAACCCCAUGGUCCUCGCCUGAAUGGCUGAUGAUUAGUGCUGCAACACCAAGGGUUGACGAUUUUAAAAAAACAAGAAACCAUGUGCUGGGAAAGGAAGCAGAGAUAGCCACUAGAGCAACUGUAACUAGUGUUGAUAAGGAUGCUGAAAUAGAGCAUAUUGAAGAAGCAAUACCUUCGUUUAUGGAUAACGAUGAUACGGUGAGGUUGAUUUCGGAUCGACUCCAUACGGUAGAAUACAUGCAUUUGCGUGCAGUGAGCAAAAAAUAUCGAUCCAUGUUAAAUCUCAGAAGGUCUCCUUCUAGGACUGUGCGGACGACUGGUUUAUCACCGUGGCUGUUUUUUGCGAAAUAUGAUCAGCCUGUCUACAAUUUCGUAAGCCCGAUGCAUAAUAACGAGAAUUACCUCGUGCACAUCCCUGAAGUGUUAAGAGGUUCUACAGUCCGCUUCUCCAAAGAUGUCUGGUUGCUCAUGUUAAAAGACAAGACUUUGUUCUUCUACAACCCCUUGUCGAAAUCAAUUGUUGGACUUCCAGAUUUGCCAGAUGAUUGUAACUUGUCAGGUAUCUCAUUCUCAUCUUUGCCAACUUCUUCAGAUUGCAUAGUUUUUGGCAUCGAUAGAUUUGUACAGGAAACUGUUGAAAUCACCUUCAUUAGACGUGGAGAUGAAGACUGGAAAAAUUAUCACUGCAAUAACAUUUAUUUACCUCCCAUUAAGACUAAAUUGGGGUUCGAGCCAAAUUUUAACAGUCCAGUUUUCCACCGCGGAGCUUUCUAUUGCUUAGACUUAAACGGAACUUUGGGAGUAUUUAAAUUAGAGAAUGGCACUAGUUGGGAAAUUCUAGCCAUGGUAGCCCAGCCUAAAUGUGAGUUUAUCUACAAGAGUUUUCUGGUGGAGUGUGAAAGUAAUCUCUUAUGUGUGUUAUUAGGCCGAUUAGGAAAAUGGGUUCGUAUUUUUAGAUUGAACAACGAUGCAAUGGUUUGGGUUGAAGUUAAGCAUUUGGGGCGGCAUAUGUUGUUUAUUAGCCAUACAUCCAGUAUAUCAGCAAUUGCUCCAACUGUGCAAAUGGAAAACAAAAUCUACUUCCCGAGGUUGCAUGACGAUGGGAUUAUAUUUUAUUCUCUUGAUACAUGUUUGUACCACUGUCUAGGGUGUAAGCAUUCUGCUAAAGAUUAUGGUAAUUCGAAGGAGAACUUAGUUUGCAGUUGGAUUGAGCCUAAUUGUUCUGAGACGCCUUCGGAUCAGUAUCUUGACUGGUUUAACUUCUAGAAAAGUAAUGUA